AAUUUAUAAAUGUAUCGUCUAGUAAAGGAAUGUUACUGUUUGAUUAUAUUAUUCUUGUGUUUCAAAUUUAAACAUGGACAAAAUUUGACAGCAGAUGAUUGUGAAGACUUGGAGAAAGGAGCGUGUUUUCUUGUCUUGGACCGACCCUAUCUUUGUUAUCGACCCAACAACCAAAUCAAAUGUUGUUCGACUUGCAGGCACUUUUUCACAAAUAUAGAAGGUUGUGAAUAUGGAAAUCGGAGAAAGGUUUGCGAUAAAAGAUUUUGUCCAAAAGAUGACAGAAUAGAUCGUUUCUGUUGUUGGACUUGUGGAGGCUAUACAACAACAACGACAACCACCACCACCACAACAACAGAACAACCCACGACAACAUUAUCUGAACAAACAACAACAGAGCAACCUACGACAACAUCAACUGAACAAACAACACUUAGAACAAUCAACAUUCAUACUCCUAUCCGGUAUUGGAAACGUGCCAGAGAUACCAUUUACUCGAGAUAUCGUCUGAAUGCUGUAUGGAAUGCUCUUAAAAGGACGUUUUUCCUUGAUAUUGACGAUGAAAAGAAUUAAUUUGAAUGAGCAUAAUGGAUUACUAGUGUUUUUGAUAACUUGAUUUAUGGUAAUGAUAUAAAAAAUGUGACGAGAAUAUUUGUUUCCAGGUGAAAACAGUUUACUAAGAAAGCAAGUGGUUGUUUGUUCAUCAAUUGUUGGUGAUAAGACAAUACUUUUAUAAUGUCAACCAAUGAAUAUUUUUCAUAGAGCUCUUGAAAAGGUUAAGUAUAGGUCGCCUUUCUUCCAAUCAGACUGAAGUAUUUCUUAAAAAUACAUUGUAUAUUGAAUUUU
Messenger RNA from Saccostrea echinata, 843 nucleotides. RefSeq lists its product as uncharacterized. Lineage: Eukaryota; Metazoa; Mollusca; Bivalvia; Ostreida; Ostreidae. The transcript is spliced from 3 exons. The record is from RefSeq and is a predicted model, not a curated record. The coding region runs from base 10 to 570 and encodes 186 amino acids.